GACAAGCCUUUGGGCAAGCGUUUUUAAGUCGCGCGUAACCGGUUGAAAUCGUGUAGUAUCUUCUGAGCAGACGAUCAAGUAAGGUCAGCGGGAUGAAGCAAAACGUUUCAAACGGACGCAACUAUCUGUCGUCGGUGUGGUUCAUGCUGGUUUUGCUAGCAGCGGGCACGCACGGUACAGCCUUUGCACGUUCGGAUAAGCCUGGAUUUCAAGUGGAUAGUGAAGAUGGACGUUUAGCUGUACCGGAGUUAGUGUCAAAGUACGGGUACGACGUAGAGGAACAUUCACUUAACACGGAGGAUGGCUAUCGGUUAACGCUGCAUCGCGUACAAAGUCCUGGCCGUAAGAAUGGAACUGUUGUGCUGUUGAUGCACGGUCUACUAUGCAGUUCGGCCGACUGGUUAAUGAUCGGGCCUGGUAAUGCACUUGCCUACCUGCUGGCAGACCAAGGAUACGAUGUCUGGCUGGGAAAUGCACGAGGAAACCGUUACUCGCGCAACCACGACACGAUCAACCCGGACGAAAAUUCAUUUUGGAAAUUUUCCUGGCACGAAAUUGGACGGUACGAUAUCCCGGCUACGAUCGACUACAUACUUGACAAUACCGGACAUCGGCGUUUGCAGUACAUAGGUCACUCCCAGGGCACAACAGGAUUCUUCGUGAUGGCUAGCACCCGGCCCGAAUACAACGAUAAAAUCAUCCAGAUGAAUGCGCUCGCACCGGUCGCUUUCAUGGGUCAUAUGAAAAGUCCACUGUUGCGGUUUAUGACUAAGUUCCUGAAAACACUCGACAUUUUGCUGGCAAUUUUCGGUGUCGGCGAGUUUAUGCCCAACCAACCGAUUUUGCACGAGAUCGCAAAGCACAUCUGUCCGCCCGAUUCCACGGUAAACAACGUAUGUGCCCAUCUACUCUUCCUGUUGUCAGGAUACAAUCCCUCCCAGCUGGAUCCAUCGAUUCUGCCCAUUCUGUUCGGCCAUACUCCGGCCGGAUCGGCCACGAAGCAAUUGGUACACUACGCACAGGAGGUGCUGUCGAAUCGGUUCGAAAUGUACGACUAUGGCACAUUGAAAAAUGUGCUCAUCUACGGAUCGACGACACCGCCCGAGUAUGAUCUUUCCUUGGUAACGGCUCCGGUGAUAAUGUACUACGGAUUAAACGAUUUUCUCGCUACUCCGGAAGAUGUGAACAGGCUUGCCGAGAAGCUUCCCAAUCUGAAGAAAAGUGUACUGGUUAAAGAUGAUCUGUUCAACCAUCUGGACUUUCUAAUAGCGAAUGAUGUACGCCAUUUGCUGUAUGAACCGGUGAUUGAAGGAAUGGCAUCCGCAGAAGUGUAGGAUUAUUGAAUGGUUCAAGCGGAAGAUUGAAGUGCAGUGAACAUAACUGAACUUCACAUAUGCGUUCAAGUAUGUGAUAAUAGAUUUUAUUAUAAUUGUUGCUGAUAGUCAAGAAACAAAGCCCAACGCAAAACAUUGCAAUAAACCUAAAGCCACGAACGUGUGCCAUUGUGAUGGAUUACGGGGAGAAACAUGACUGAUAGAUAAGGAUAAUCAUCUAAUAAAAGUAUCAAUGAACAUGCUAA
This is a messenger RNA of Anopheles funestus (African malaria mosquito), 1579 nucleotides long. RefSeq names its product lipase 3-like. Gene Ontology annotation, biological process: lipid metabolic process. NCBI's taxonomy places the organism in Eukaryota, Metazoa, Arthropoda, Insecta, Diptera, Culicidae. The transcript has a single exon. The record is from RefSeq and is a predicted model, not a curated record. Gene Ontology annotation, molecular function: hydrolase activity, acting on ester bonds. Bases 93 to 1334 code for a protein of 413 amino acids.